CUCUCUUUCUCUCUCUACCCUCUUCUCACCAUUUCCUAUCCUCUCUUCAGCAAUGCCACAACACACCUCUGCUUCUCUUCUAUUUUGAUUCCAUAGAAACAUAGAGGCAGCCUUGUUUUGGCAUAAUCUGUAAGCAGAGGGGAGGAAAACAGAGCAGUCUGUAUCAAAAUCAUUCAGUUUAUCAAUCUGGGUAGAGAGAGAAACCCCCAAAUCUCAACCACAUUUAGAUCUACUUUCCCCUGUUUUGCUCUGUUUCAGGUGAAGCUAGAGAGUGAAAAUGGCGGAUGUGGUAUCCGGGAAGAAUCUCAUACCGGAGAGUUUUCCGGGGGCGUCGGUGGACUUGGCGGCACAAAUUGGGUUGUUGUGGGACCUGAUUAAAGCGCCAUUGAUAGUACCAUUGUUGAGAUUGGCCGUUUAUGUCUGUUUGGCGAUGACUGUGAUGCUUUUUCUCGAAAGGCUUUACAUGGGCAUCGUGAUUGUCCUCGUUAAGCUCUUCUGGAAGAAACCCGACAAGCGAUACAAUUGGGAACCCAUUCGUGAUGAUUUGGAAAUCGGAAAUUCUGCUUUUCCUUUGGUUCUUAUUCAAAUCCCAAUGUUCAAUGAAAAAGAGGUAUACAAGAUCUCAAUUGGGGCGGCGUGUAAUCUCUCAUGGCCAUCCGAUCGUCUCGUGAUUCAAGUACUCGAUGACUCUACUGAUUUUGUCAUCAAGGAUAUGAUUGAGAAAGAAUGCCAAAGAUGGGCCAGCAAAGGGGUUAAUAUCAGGUAUCAAAUUAGAGAAAACCGAGGUGGUUACAAAGCCGGUGCUCUUAAAGAAGGAUUAAAGCACGAUUACGUUAAAGAUUGUGAAUACGUGACCAUUUUCGAUGCUGAUUUCCGUCCGGAGCCUGAUUUUCUGCGACGAGCCAUCCCGUUCCUCGAGUUCAACCCACAAAUCGCCCUUGUUCAAGCUCGAUGGCGGUUCGUGAAUUCUGAUGAAUGUCUAUUGACAAGAAUGCAAGAGAUGUCACUAGAUUACCAUUUCACAGUGGAGCAAGAAGUAGGAUCAGCUACACAUGCAUUUUUUGGAUUCAACGGAACCGGUGGCGUGUGGCGGAUUGCCGCUAUCAACGAAGCCGGAGGAUGGAAAGACCGGACCACGGUCGAGGACAUGGAUCUUGCUGUCCGAGCCGGUCUCAAGGGAUGGAAAUUUCUAUAUCUUGGUGACCUUCAGGUGAAAAGUGAACUUCCUAGUACAUUCAAAGCCUUUCGAUAUCAGCAACAUAGGUGGUCUUGUGGUCCAGCCAAUUUGUUCAGGAAAAUGGUGAUGGAGAUUGUUAGAAACAAGAAAGUCACGUUGUGGAAGAAGUUGUACGUGAUCUACAGUUUCUUCUUUGUACGAAAGAUCAUAGCUCAUAUGGUCACAUUUUUCUUUUUCUGCGUCGUUCUCCCCCUCACGAUCUUGGUCCCUGAGGUUGAGGUCCCGAUUUGGGGAGCCAUUUAUAUCCCCUGCAUCAUCACCACCUUGAAUUCAGUCGGAACUCCAAGGUCGAUACAUUUAUUAUUCUACUGGAUUCUUUUUGAGAACGUUAUGUCCCUGCACCGGACUAAGGCAACGUUCAUUGGAUUACUUGAUGCAAAGAGAUCUAACGAGUGGGUUGUUACUGAGAAACUAGGAGAUGCUCUCAAGAACAACAAAUCAAAUGCGAAAGCCGCGCCGAGAAAAUUCAAAUUCAACAUCGGGGACAGAAUUCAUCUUACGGAGCUUGGAUUUGCGGCGUUCCUGUUCUUCUGUGGAUGCUACGAUUUUAUGUACGGAAAGCACAACUAUUUCAUAUACAUCUUCCUGCAGACGCUCACAUUCUUGAUCGUUGGAUUUGGAUACGUGGGCACCAUCGUCCCAAGCUCUUAAAAGGAAUGUAGGGCGCGAAAGGGCGUACUUCAUCUUCCAUCUCAACUUAUUAUUCUCAGUAUAUACAAUCUUUGAUGAAUGUGAUUGAAACACAUAGACGUUGAGAAGGCAGAGGAAACAGAUGUGUUUGUGAAAAAUUUAAGGAAAAAAAUAGGUUGUUUGUUAGAAGAGCAUAAUUUAAGCAUAGUAUACAGUUGAGAAUAUUUGAAAGACGAUGAUGUUUUAUUUGAUUCCUAGUUGCUUUUGUUUUAAAUAUAUGUUGGGUUGGGUUGGGUUUUUUUUAGAUUUAUGUUUUUGUGGAGGGAGGGGAAUAAUAUGGCAUUUGGCAAUAGAAGGAGGACUAAGCUUGUAAUAUGCCAUCAAAUUCUAUUCUACUCUUUCUUCUUUUUUAUUUGUUUUGAGGGUUUAUUAUGUGUUGUAGUACAACUUCAUACCAUUAAAUUAAAGAAAUGUUUGCCC
Molecule: messenger RNA, 2347 nt
Organism: Cynara cardunculus var. scolymus (artichoke)
Lineage: Eukaryota; Viridiplantae; Streptophyta; Magnoliopsida; Asterales; Asteraceae
Product: glucomannan 4-beta-mannosyltransferase 2
Exons: 9
Coding region: 278-1888 (536 amino acids)
Cellular component (GO): Golgi apparatus
Molecular function (GO): mannan synthase activity
Source: RefSeq, a predicted model, not a curated record